This is a messenger RNA of Cornus florida, 1332 nucleotides long. RefSeq lists its product as uncharacterized. The record is from RefSeq and is a predicted model, not a curated record. The transcript has 4 exons. Bases 153 to 1043 code for a protein of 296 amino acids. Lineage: Eukaryota; Viridiplantae; Streptophyta; Magnoliopsida; Cornales; Cornaceae.
AAUUAACGACUUCGUGCUUUACCCUUCUCUCUCGUUCUCUCUCGUUCUCUCAUCUAUUUCGUGCUCUCCCUCUCAGUAGUUGCAGAUUUGGAAUUAUUAGGGUUCUUUCUCGGAUUUGAGUUACAUUAAGCUUUGUGGAGUACUAUUGUGUUAUGACUAACAAUACGAAGGCUAACGAGACUGUAAUAUUGGAAGAGAAGAUUGAAGUGGAAGAUGGUUAUGGAGAUUAUAUGAGAUUGGAGGAUUCAAACAAUGGUGAAAAUGGCGUUAUUCCAGAAGUUGAGACUCCAAACCGUAGAAUCGGAAGAUCGCGGUGGUUUUGGGCAAAAUGGAUUGCAUUAUGUGUCUCUUUUGGGGUUUUGAUUGUAGUCACGGUCAAAUGGGCUGGACCCUUCUUCAUGAGGGUGGAAGUUAUCCCUUUUAUAAAUUGGGAGAUGGAAACUUUCAGCACUCCUGCUUUGGCAGCUAUCGUAGUUGCGACAGUGGCAUUAUUACCUGCUUUAUUUUUGCCAACAACGCCUUCUAUGUGGGUGGCUGGAAUGACUUUUGGAUAUGUGAACGGGUUCCUACUAAUCAUAGCUGGGGUGGCUGCGGGAGUGUCAAUACCUUAUUUCGUUGGCUCUCUGUUUAACAAUAGAAUCCAGAGAUGGUUGGAUAAGCAUCCAAAGCAGGCUUCCAUUGUAAGACUAGCUGGAGAUGGAAAUUGGUUUCAUCAGUUUAAAGCCGUCACCUUGAUUAGACUUUCCCCAUUUCCAUAUGUUCUAUUUAACUAUGUAGCAGUGGCCACAGAUGUGAAGUAUUGCCCUUACUUAUUGGGGUCGUUGUUGGGAAUGGUGCCUGAAAUAUUUCUUGCAAUCUACAGUGGAAUUUUAAUACAGACUAUGGCUGAUGCUACACGAGGUCAUAAAUCCAUUUCCACACUGCAGAAAGCAUUUGAUAUUACUGGGUUUUGCGCCAGCGUCACUGCUACAAUAGUUAUUGGGAUUUAUGCCAAUAAGAAAAUAAAAAAGCUACAUGACAAAGAAGAGCCACAACUGGGAUAACUCUGAAUUUUUAAUACAGAGGACAUACAGAUUGCAAAGACUAUAUUGGGUUAAGACAUCUGGGGACAUCAUAUUUGUAUUGUACAUGUAUGACUUGUAGAUACUGUUGGUUUGUUAUCCAAUGAAGGAUCUGGGAAAUAUAUGGCCACAGAAAUGUAAAGAAGUCUGCUUAUUUUCUUUUAAUCCUUGUUUAAAGGAAGCAAUUUCAAUUUAGAUGGUAAACAUACCAUCAUUUUGAGAGCGUUCGUAAUCGGUUUUGCAAUAUAUGAAAACUGGCCGUUUGCAAGCU